Molecule: messenger RNA, 5604 nt
Organism: Asparagus officinalis (garden asparagus)
Lineage: Eukaryota; Viridiplantae; Streptophyta; Magnoliopsida; Asparagales; Asparagaceae
Product: putative callose synthase 8
Exons: 39
Coding region: 118-5364 (1748 amino acids)
Biological process (GO): (1->3)-beta-D-glucan biosynthetic process
Cellular component (GO): 1,3-beta-D-glucan synthase complex; plasma membrane
Molecular function (GO): 1,3-beta-D-glucan synthase activity
Source: RefSeq, a predicted model, not a curated record
GUUCGACAAUUCAAAACCUCUCUUCUUCAACGCCUCGAACAGGAUGAUAAAGCCACCACUGUGCAGCGAAAGGAAAAAAGUGAUGCUAGAGAAUUGAAAUCCUUCUACCACAAAAAGAUGUUGAUGAAUGAACAUGAAAUCAUCUCAGUUCUAUCCGAAGUAUUGAAAGCAGUUCUAUCUGGAGCUGUUCCUGAGGUCCUUGCUUCUGGUGAGCGUAUCGAAGAAAGGUCAGGAUCAUAUCGUCCAUACAACAUUCUUCCACUUGAUCCUGGUGGUACCCAACAAGAAAUAAUGCUCUUUCCGGAGAUCAAAGCUGCUCUUUCAGCUAUCCAUAGCAUCAGAGGUUUGCCAUCGGACACUAAUCAGGAAAUAUGUAUCUAUAUGGAUUUACUUGAUUGGUUGCAACGCUGGUUUGGGUUUCAGAAAGGAAAUGUAGCUAACCAACGGGAGCAUCUAAUCUUAUUGCUUUCUAACAUACAUGUUAGACAGAAUUCUAAGUCCGCAUCAAUGUCAAAGCUUGAUGACAGAGCUGUGGAUGAACUUAUGACAAAACUCUUCAGAAACUAUAAGAACUGGUGCAAAUUUCUAGGCCGAAAAAGCAACCUUCUAUUGCCAUAUGUGAAACAAGAAGUGCAGCAAUACAAAAUUUUAUAUAUUGCUCUGUAUCUUCUUAUCUGGGGGGAGGCUUCAAACUUGAGACUCAUGCCUGAGUGUCUGUGCUACAUAUUUCACAAUAUGGCAUACGAGUUAUAUGGAGUGCUGACUGGUGCUGUGAGCUUAAAUACUGGUGAGAAAGUUUUACCAGCGUAUGGAGGUGGAUCUGAGUCUUUCCUUGAGAAUGUAGUUUCUCCUUUAUACAGGGUCAUAUAUGAGGAAGCUAGGAAGAACAAAAAUGGAACCGCUGACCAUUCUUCAUGGAGAAAUUAUGAUGACCUAAACGAGUUUUUCUGGUCUGUUGAUUGUUUCAAGCUUGGGUGGCCAAUGCGCCUGGAGCAUGAUUUUUUUUGUACAUCACCUCCAACAGAUCAAAGUAAUAACUCUCAGGCAACUACAAGUGAGGUUUCUCAGAAGAAGUGGCUGGGGAAGACAAAUUUUGUAGAAUUGCGAUCUUUUUGGCAUAUUUUUAGAAGCUUUGAUAGAAUGUGGACUUUUCUUCUGUUAUCCCUCCAGGCAAACAUAAUUAUGGCUUGGCAUGGUUUAGAAACCCCUUUCGAAGUGUUUGACCUGAUAGUCUUUGAAGAUAUUGUUACCAUCUUUAUCACAAAUGCAGUCCUCAGGCUCAUACAAGUGAUUCUUGACAUUGCGUUUAAAUGGAAAGCAAGGAACACCAUGAACUACUAUCAAAAAUUAAGAUUUGUGCUGAAGUUUCUUGUUGCUGCCACAUGGACUAUAGCACUUACAUCUUCUUAUGCUGUCUCUCGAACAAGUCCUUGUUCUAUUCAACAGCCUGAGUGCAACAUGAACAAGUUCUACUUGUCACCAUAUAUGGUUCUUGUCGUAAUUUACCUGAUGAGCAAUGCUGUUGGGAUCAUAUUAUUUCUUGUCCCUCCAGUCAGUAGAUUCAUUGAGACCUCAAACUGGCAGGCUUGUGACAUUCUAUCAUGGUGGACUCAGCCGCGAUUAUUUGUGGGAAGAGGCAUGCAGGAAGACUUGGUAUCUCUUCUAAAGUAUACAGCAUUCUGGGCUAUUCUGUUGUCAUGCAAAUUUCUGUUCAGUUAUCACUUUGAGAUAAAACCACUUGUAGAACCCACGAAGCAGAUAAUGAAAGUUAGCGUGAAUAAUUAUGAUUGGCAUGAGUUAUUUCCAGAAGCGAAGAGCAAUGCUGGUGCAAUUCUUGCUUUGUGGACCCCAAUUAUUCUUGUGUAUUUCAUGGACACACAAAUAUGGUAUUCUGUUUUUUGUAUGAUUUUUGGUGGACUUUAUGGUAUCAUUCAUCAUCUUGGAGAGAUUCGUACAAUGGGAAUGGUGCGGAGUCGAUUCCACUCCUUGCCAUCUGUGUUCCGCUAUUCUCUUGUUCCUCACUCAUCAAAGAAAGAAAAUAAGAGGAACUUGAAAAGUUUUUUGUGCAGCAAAAUAUUCAAGAGUUCAGCAAUUGGAGAAAGUGAUCUUGCUAAAUUUGCUCUAGUUUGGAAUCAAAUUAUCAGUAGCUUCCGUUCAGAGGACUUAAUAAGCAAUAGGGAGAUGGAUUUAAUGGUCAUGCCACUGCCGUCUGAUUACAGUCAUGGCAAACCUAAAUGGCCGUUAUUUCUUCUUGCCACCAGGUUUUCAACAGCCUUGAACAUGACCAGCAAUUUUGUUGGGACUCAUGAGCACCUACACAGAAAAAUGAUGAAAGACUACUAUAUGUUAUAUGCCAUCACUGAGUGUUAUGAGUCGCUGAAGAUCGUAUUUAGUGUUCUUGUUAUUGGUGAGCAUGAAAAAAGGGUUGUAGAUUCCAUAUUCAAUGAAAUGGAAACGAGUAUCAGAAGUAACAGCCUUCUUACAGACAUCAAGAUGGACAAACUGCCUAAUCUGCAUGAUAAAUUUUGUCAGCUUGUCGAAAUACUGUUGAGAAACAAGCGAGCACAUCGAGAUAGAUUAGUUAUUUUACUGCAAGAUGUAGUGGAGAUUCUGAUAAAAGAUAUGAUGAUACAUGGUUCCAGAAUAUUGGAUAUUAUCAAUUCCAGAAAUCAUGAAAGAGAUAAUGAUUCAUUUGAAUAUGCACCUGAGUUGUUUGCAUCAGUGUCUCCCAGUCCUAUACAUUUUCCACUUCCCGAUGAUGGUGCUCUGAGGCAACAGGUCAAACGUUUGUUUUUGUUGCUUACUGUCAAAGACAAAGAUGCGGAUGUUCCACUUAACUUGGAGGCUCGACGACGCAUUUCUUUCUUUGCAACUUCUCUUUUUAUGGAUAUGCCUAAUGCCCCUAAAGUUCGCAAUAUGUUCUCAUUCAGUAUAAUGACCCCAUACUACACAGAAGAAGUUAACUUUUCAGAAGAGGAACUUCAUUCAACCGAAGAUGGUGCAUCCAUCCUAUCUUACAUGCAAAAGAUAUAUCCAGAUGAGUGGAAGAAUUUCUUGGAGCGCUUCAAAUCCGAAUUGCCUAGUGAAGAGAUCAGAUAUUGGGCUUCUUAUCGCGGACAAACGCUGAGUCGUACAGAUAUUCUUAAGGGAAGGAUUUCUUCUGAAAGAGAUCACUAUAGGAAAAAUAGCCAACAACCAUGGGCAGCUCAACUGGAUGCUUUAAUUGACAUGAAAUUCACAUAUGUCAUCUCUUGCCAAGAGUUUGGAAACCAAAAAUCUUCUGGCGACCCACAUGCUCAGGAUAUAAUUGAUUUGAUGAUAAGGUAUCCAUCUCUACGUGUAGCCUACAUUGAAGAGAAGGAAGAAAUAGUGGUGGACAAGCCUCACAAGGUUUAUUCUUCAGUCCUAGUCAAAGCACACAACAAUUUAGACCAGGAGAUAUAUCGUAUCAAACUGCCCGGUCCACCUAUUAUUGGAGAAGGGAAGCCUGAGAAUCAAAAUCAUGCCAUUAUUUUCACUCGUGGAGAUGCCCUCCAAACAAUUGACAUGAACCAGGACAAUUAUAUGGAGGAAGCCUUCAAAGUGAGGAAUCUGUUGCAAGAGUUUCUUAAACAUCAUGGGGAUCGCUAUCCAACCAUCCUUGGGCUCAGGGAGCAUAUAUUCACUGGAAGUGUUUCAUCCCUUGCUGGGUUUAUGUCCUAUCAAGAGUCUAGCUUUGUUACUAUUGGGCAGAGGUUCCUCGCAAAUCCCCUCAGGGUGCGGUUUCACUAUGGCCAUCCAGAUUUAUUUGACAGACUAUUUCAUCUAACAAGAGGUGGCAUAAGUAAAGCAUCAAGAAUUAUUAACUUAAGUGAGGAUGUUUUUGCAGGAUUUAAUUCCACACUUCGUCGGGGAUGUGUGACUUACAAUGAGUACAUUCAAGUCGGCAAAGGUCGCGAUGUUGGUCUCAACCAGAUAUCCAAGUUUGAGGCUAAAGUAGCAAAUGGAAACAGUGAGCAAGCACUCAGCCGUGAUAUUUAUCGACUUGGUCGUCGUUUUGACUUCUUCCGGAUGCUUUCUUUUUAUUUUACGACAGUCGGAUUUUACUUCAACAGCCUAAUAUCAAUUCUUGGCGUUUAUGUUUUUCUCUAUGGACAGCUAUACCUUGUCCUUAGCGGGCUAGAAAAAGCAUUGCUUAAUAAAGCCCGCAUGCUUAACAAUAAAUCUCUGGAAACAGCUCUUGCAUCACAGUCUUUCCUCCAACUAGGGCUUCUCACAGGACUUCCCAUGGCGAUGGAACUUGCCUUGGAAAAAGGAUUUCGUGUAGCCUUGAGUGAUUUUAUCCUCAUGCAGUUGCAACUCGCUUCUAUCUUCUUCACAUUCUCCCUCGGAACAAAAGCCCACUAUUUUGGUCAAACAAUUCUUCAUGGCGGUGCAAAGUAUAGGCCAACAGGCCGCAAAUUUGUAGUCUUCCACGCAAGUUUCACUGAGAACUAUCAGCUUUACUCCCGCAGCCACUUUGUUAAAGCAUUUGAAUUGCUUUUUCUCUUGAUCGUCUACUCUUUGUUCAGAAAAGCUUACUACGAUAGCACGGCAUAUAUGAUGAUCACAUACUCCAUAUGGUUUAUGGCUAUAACCUGGCUUGCUGCGCCUUUUCUUUUCAAUCCUUCUGGAUUUGACUGGAGAAGGAUUGUAGAGGAUUGGACAGAUUGGGUUAAGUGGAUGAACAACAAAGGAGGCAUUGGAGUGCAACCAGAGAAGAGCUGGGAAUCUUGGUGGAAUGCUGAAUAUGCGCAUCACCGUUACUCGGUUCUUGGUUCUAGGAUUUUUGAGAUAAUUCUAUCACUUCGCUUCUUCAUUUACCAAUAUGGGCUAGUGUAUCACCUUCAUAUAUCCCAAGAGAACAAAAAUAUCAUUGUUUAUGCCCUCUCUUGGUCUGUGAUCAUUGCCAUCUUUCUGUUGGUCAAGGCGGUUGAAGAAGGGCGAAAGCGGCUCAGUGUAAAUCAUCAUUUUGUGUUCAGGUUUUUCAAACUGGUGCUCUUCUUGGGUGUGCUCUCCACAAUAAUAGCUCUUGCAAUUGUGUACAAACUUUCUGUUAGAGAUUUAAUUAUAUGCUGUCUCGCAUUUCUACCAACUGGUUGGGGGCUCUUAUCAGUUGCACAAGUUUUCAGGCCAAAAAUAGAAGAGUAUGCGGUAUGGGAUUCAGUCCAAGCAAUUGCUCAAGCAUAUGAUUACGGAAUGGGUUCUAUGCUUUUUGCACCUAUAGCAGCAUUGGCUUGGAUGCCUGUGAUCUCGGCAAUUCAAACGCGUGUUCUUUUUAACCAAGCGUUUAGCAAGAAACUGCAAAUCCAACCUAUUCUUCCUGGAAAAAGUAAGAAAAGGUGACUAUGAGGACGCUGAUUAACUCCUCAUAAUUGACUGUGUAUCCACACUCGAUAGUUCAACUUUUUCACUUAAGUUUUUUUUUUCCUUUUCACUUAUGUAAAUAAUUUUUUUUAAUAAUCGUGGCUUGAUCAUAAUUAAGAUCAUUAAUAGAAAUUUGAAUUGCCUUAUGGUCUAUACAUUUGUUUGUGAACAGCUGUAUCGGGUGGCAGAUACUUAUACAACUAAUGCAAUGUUGUUAGA